Lepisosteus oculatus (spotted gar) is the source of this 1273-nucleotide messenger RNA. The record is from RefSeq and is a predicted model, not a curated record. Lineage: Eukaryota; Metazoa; Chordata; Actinopteri; Semionotiformes; Lepisosteidae.
AUGGUGGAAAUCCAUGAAGUGGGCUUGUCGUGGGCGGGUCAACCCCCAUCAAAGGAAGUCCCAGCUGGCUCGUACCCCUUCAUGGUAGAUUCCGAUGAUGGUCGUAAAGUGCCUGUGGUCCAGGCCUACGCCUUUGGGAAAUAUCUGGGAUACCUGAAGGUAUCCUUUGACGAUAAGGGGAAUGUCUUGAAGUCGUAUGGGAACCCCAUACUGCUGAACAGCAGCAUACCAGAAGAUACUAAUGUGCGCGCAGAGGUUGAUAGAUGGAAAAAGGCACUCGCUAAUUACUCCUCCCAAAUUAUCGGAGAGACCCUGGUUUAUCUUAAUGGUACCUUUGAAGAGUGCCGCUUUCGGGAAUGUAACCUCGGAAAUUUCAUUUGCGAUGCAAUGGUUAAUCAUAAUAUCAGAUAUCCGAGCGAGCUACAAUGGAACCAUGUCAGUGCCUGCAUUCUGAAUGGAGGCGGAAUACGGUCGCCUAUCGAUGAGCGCACCAGAAAUGGUUCCAUCACCAUGGAGGAUCUUAUAUCUGUCCUGCCAUUUGGAAGUACUUUCGACUUGGUGGAACUGAAAGGAUCGACACUGAGAAAAGCAUUUGAACAUGCAGUCAGGAGAUAUGGAGGAAACACCGGAGAAUUUCUGCAAGUAUCUGGGAUACACAUUGAAUUUGAUCUUUCAAGACAAUCCUUGGAUCGUGUGACUGAUAUACAGAUUCUUUGCACGAGCUGCCGGGUGCCAAAAUACGAGCCGCUUGAUUCAGACAAGUCUUACAAGCUUGUUAUCCCGUCCUACUUAGUUGAAGGGGGAGAUGGUUUUACAAUGAUAAGGGAUGAAAAGCUUAAGCACGACAGUGGUAAGUUUGUCAAUGUCUUUCUUUUUCCCAUAGAAGUGUUUUAUUUCUUUUUUUAUUGCUGUUGAAACUUGAAACAUAUAUCAAUGACAUGUUUUGGUAAAUAGGAUUAAGGCUUUUUCAUUUAAAUGUCUUUUGGUCAUCGCCGUGGUUUCCCGGCUGCAGAGCGCCGGUCUCAGAUCUGACUGUGUGUGUGGAGUCUGCAUGCUCUCCCUGUGUUUGCAUAGGUCUUGCCUGCGUAGUUCAGUUUCCUCCCACAGUCGAAAGACAUGCUGGCCAGGUUAACUGGUGUCUCUGAAUUGCCAGAGAAUCUGUACGUCCGUGCACUCUGUUGCCCUCUUUGAGUUCUGUGCGUGUCAGGUUAGGCUCCUUCUCACUGAGACCCUCUAGGGAUAAAAUGAUAAUUAAACAGGUAGGUAGGUCCCU